AUGUCACGGCUGCCAUGUCUGUUCAAGGAGAAAAGGGAAAAAGAAUGGAGGGAGAGGGGAGGACAAAGGCUGUGCACAUUCACUGCUCUCCAUGACGCCAUAGAAUGCGAUUGCCAUCUAUGCGGAUGCAGCUGCCACCAUGCAUGCAUCGCGGCGCGAUCCAACUCUGCGAAGCAGGUGGAGAUGGCCUCUCACUUUUUAGUUGCUGAAUCUAUUCUUUAUAUUAUUGUCUGGCAGAAGAGGCAGCUCUCAGUGCAGACGAGGCAUUGGGUUGUGUCGAUAGCCCUAAACGGGAUGCCGCAUUGCUGUGGCAAGGCAGUGCAAACCGCACUUCAGUUGUUCUUUUCCUUGGUGGGCAGUGAGCACCGUGUACUUCUACUCUUCUUGACUGCCCUCGCAGCCUCCUUGUCAUUUGCCGUGUUUAUGGAGGCUGCAGUCCGCAGUCUCCCCAUUGGAAGUGUGCUCACUCCGUUGAUUUAA
Messenger RNA from Trypanosoma rangeli, 480 nucleotides. RefSeq lists its product as uncharacterized. NCBI's taxonomy places the organism in Eukaryota, Euglenozoa, Kinetoplastea, Trypanosomatida, Trypanosomatidae. The transcript has a single exon. The record is from RefSeq and is a predicted model, not a curated record. Bases 1 to 480 code for a protein of 159 amino acids.